This is a messenger RNA of Musa acuminata subsp. malaccensis (wild Malaysian banana), 1581 nucleotides long. Its product is annotated as DNA polymerase delta subunit 3. NCBI's taxonomy places the organism in Eukaryota, Viridiplantae, Streptophyta, Magnoliopsida, Zingiberales, Musaceae. The record is from RefSeq and is a predicted model, not a curated record.
UCUCUUUCGGCUCCGCGCUGCCUCCUCGUCUUCCUCGAAACCCUAAAAUUCGACUGUUGUGAUCAUUUUUCUUAUUUUCUGGGCCGAUUUCCUACCGGCAGUAUCACAAAUUCCAAUCUCUUUAAUCGAUCGUCUCAUCCUUGUCGUGAUUUUUUGUUUCUUUCGAAUUUGUCCUGCCUGUGAAAUUGUCGUAUUUCCUUUUUGUUUUGUAAGUAACCUGUUCCGAAGUUGUCACCCAAAUCCAAGCUGCAUUCGUUUAAUUCGCUUACCCAAGUGUCGAUCUCGAGUUCGUUGAUCUUUCGCCGAAGAGUUUGUCCAGGUUUGGGGUUCUUGAUUCCGCGUGAUUAGCGAGUUUUUGUUGAUCUUGAAACCGUAGGCUGGAUUUGAUUUGGCGUCGCGAACGGGAGAUAUGGUCGGAGGUGGCAGCAGGAGGGACGAUGGGCCCUUGAAUAUUAGCAGCACCAACGUUUUCGCAGCGCUCGAGACCCUCAAGAAGAAGAAGAAGUCCAGCAAGGAGUCGAAAGGCAAAGGGUCGUCCAAGAGCCAGGCGAAGGAGCCGGAACCGCAGGUGUUUUGGGCACCGACGCCGCUGACGGUGAAAUCUUGGGCCGAUGUAGAUGAUGACGAUGAUUAUUUUGCGACUACGGCACCGCCUCAGUCUGUUUGGGGCUCGUCGGGGCAGCAGCAGCAGCAGCACAAGAAAGCUGCGGCAGUCGUAGAGGAGGAAAGUGAAAGCGAAGACGAUGGCCUUGACAUCGGCGAUGAUGAUGCUGAGGAAGAACCUGAACAUGAAGCUGAGGUGGCUGCUUCUACUGAACCGGUCAUGGAGAAACCUGUUCCAGUUUCGGUUUCAUCCAAAGAUGCAGAACGACAUAUGUCUAAGAAGGAGCUCAAGAAAAAGGAAAUGGCAGAGCUUGAUGCAAUUCUAAACGAGCUGGGCAUUUCCAGCAAAGAUAGUGAUGCUGCACAUCAUGAGACAAAUGACAAGAAACAACUGGAGCAAAGUGGUGAUGGAAAGAACAAGGAAAGUGCAGGUGCUCCUUCAGAGGGCAAAAGCUCGAAGAAGAAGAAGGCCAAGAAGGAGAAAUCUUCAAAGGACACCAAGGAACAGGAGCAACAGCUCCCUCGUCUCAAUGGAGACGACAAGAGUCCGGAUGACUCAGUUGCUGAACCCCGGGAGGAGGAUGCACCUGCAGUCGAUGUGAAGGAAAGGCUAAAGAAGGUAACUUCCACCAAGAAGAAGAAAUCAAACCGAGAGACGGAUGCCGCCGCAAAAGCUGCCGCUGUCGAGGCAGCUGCAAGAAGUGCCCGGCUCGCUGCUGCAAAGAAGAAAGAGAAGAGCCACUACAAUCAACAACCUGUAAGGUAAUCUUCUUCUUCUUCUCUCUCAUUCUGCGAGAAGAGAAGUUCCAUCUAGCCAAAUCCAUUUGUCGAAUCUCCAAAUAAAAAAAAACAUUGCGAUGCCCGUAGAUGACAUGACAAUAUAUGAUUAUUGUUCUCUUCCAAUGGGAUUCGGGUUUCCGUGUAUCUAUGCGUCCUGUAAUGAUUUAUUUUGGUACUUUGGUACAUUGUUAAUUAGUA